Messenger RNA from Saxophila tyrrhenica, 2283 nucleotides. RefSeq lists its product as uncharacterized. The coding region runs from base 1 to 2283 and encodes 760 amino acids. The record is from RefSeq and is a predicted model, not a curated record. Gene Ontology annotation, cellular component: nucleus; transcription regulator complex. The transcript is spliced from 3 exons. Gene Ontology annotation, biological process: positive regulation of transcription by RNA polymerase II; negative regulation of transcription by RNA polymerase II. Lineage: Eukaryota; Fungi; Ascomycota; Dothideomycetes; Mycosphaerellales; Extremaceae.
AUGAUGGCGGCCUACCAACCACAGCCAGGAGCUAUGCAUCCCGGCAUGGCGCCGCACCAGCAUCCCGGCAUGACACCUGGCCAGCCCAUGACGCCGGCGCAAAUGCAGCAGAUGGGCCAUCCAGGAGGAUCGGGCCCGGGGCAACCGCAUGUUUCGCAAGCUGGCGGUAUGAUGGGCAUGCAGCAGGGCGCCAACGGUAUGGGUGUACCGGGUGGCAUGGGCGGGCAGAUGGCUAUGCUCAACCAAAUGGGCGGACAGAGCAUGGCGGGUGGGAUGCCGAAUGCGCAAGCAUUCAGCCAGAUGACCCCGAUGCAACAGCAGCACCUGAUGCAGCAACAACAACACAUCAUGAACAAUCCUCAAGCCAUAAUGCAACAGCAACAGCAGAUGGCCAUGCGGAGACAGAUGGCGCAGCAGCAGAUGAUGCAACAGCAGCAGCAGCAAGGUGGAAUGCACGGUAUGAGCCAGCAGCAGCUCCAGCAGAUGCAGCAGAACAACCAGUCGAUGCAAGCGCAGGGCGUGCAACUUCCUCCGCAUCUGGCGCAGGCUCAGAUGGCUGCAAACGCGGCACGCCAGCAACAACAGCAGCAGCAGCAGCAACAACAAGCUCAGCAAGCCCAGAACCAGCAUAUGCAGCAGCUCGCGAUGCAGCAGGCAAGCUCGCAGCAAAGCAACCACGGUGGGCAGCCUACUGCACCAAGUCAGCCGUCUGGUCAACCGCAACAACCGCCACAAAUGCGUCCCCAGUCUCGUAUGGCCAAUCCGAAUGACCCCAGCCAAGUGCAAGGGCAGCAGACUCCACAGCCCGGUGGCCCAGGCCAGCAACAGCAGCAGAGCGCGCAGGGUCAACACCAGAAUCCGCAACAAGGCACCCCUCAGCAGGGUCAGCAACAGAUGACUCCUCAACAGCAGCAGCAGCAGCAGCAGGCUUUCUUGAUGAGGCAACGCCAAAUACAACACCAACAGCAGCAGCAGCAGGCACAAGCGCAUGCGCAAGCCCAAGCGCAGCAGCAACAACGUAUGGCGCAGUCGCAACAUACGCAACCUGCCGGCCUGUCCAUCCUGCGUUUGGUACAUUUGUGUGACGAGCUCAGCCAAUUCGAUGACGUAGCGGGCAAGGACAUCUCACAAUGGCAUCAGAUCAUUGACAAGCAUUUCGCCCCCGAGGGCCGGCUCGUCCACCGAUUCGACCCCAAAUCUGGCACUGGGAAGACCUUUGAGGUUCCUCGACCUACAAUUGCGAGGUACUUCCAGACGUAUUUCGAGUCUGGCGCGGACUCCGUGCGCAUCCACGCAGACCAUCCUCGCGAGACCAACAUGAACAAUCGGUUACACGUGGCGUAUCAGAGUUCCACCUUCGCUGUGGGAUACCCUACCGGAGCACGGCUAGAGAUGCGUGGCAGCAUGAACUUCCUCUUCGCCGCCGGUACCGACGCGAUAGAGUGCAUGGAGAUCAAGACGACGAAGUUCGAAGAGGUCAUCCCACGGUCCAAGAUUGAAGACCUUCUCAGCUCUUGGAGUCCGACAAUGGACACCACCUCCAAGUCACCCAAGAUGACGAAGAAGCCGCCCAAGUCACAACAAAAGGCUCCUUCCGGGCUCGACGGGCUGACCAUCGAGCACUUCCCCAAGACCCCCAAAGGUCCCAUGGGCGCGCCGAAACACGUACAGCAGUUCUUAGAGAUAGGCGAGACAAUGAACAUUAUGAACGACCUUGUCGGCUUCGCAGGGGACUCCAACCUCCGCCCUUCGCAAGCGCUCGAACAACUCGUCCGCACCUACGAGCAGACAAAUCUCCAACCUCAUCAACAACAACCACAGCACGACGGGAACCCGCAGAUCAACCUCCCGCCCAACGGCAUGACACCCGGCAGUCGCACGCCGAGCAUGGCGAACAUGUCCAUGCCUGGUGGCCAACAGCCGAAUCACUUCUCCUCGCCCGCCCUCUCCAACAUGUCCGGCCCUGUGAUGAACGGCUCCCCGCACAUCCCCCACAACCCCAACCUCACCGCCCCUCACAACAUGCCGCCGAAUUCGCACACCCCAUCCCCGCAUCAGAGCAACAUGGCCGCGCCCCCGAUGCUCCCGCAGCACUCGCAGCAAGGCACGAGCAGCUCCGCGGCGAGCGCGAACACGAGCCCGAACGUCGGCAACAAGCGCCGCAGGAGCACGGUGAAGAUGGAAGGGGACGAAGGCAGUGGUGAGGGCGGAGGGGCGCAUGGCGCGGGGAGGGUGAAGCCGAGUCCGCGGCUGGGGAAGAAGAACAAACCUGGUGGUGGGUGA